UUUGACUGUGUCAAUUGUAAAAAAAUAUUGAAGGUGGUGAAAAUUUACUGAAUUGUUGCAAUCAAAUUUAUCUACAAUAGAAUAUCAUUAUGUUACGAAUUAUAAAUAAACCAAUUUUUUUAUUAAAAAACGUUCGAAGAAUCACUACGAACACACAUGCAAAUAAUAAUAAUCCCACGUCAUCAAGAAUAGAAACAAAUGACAAAAACAAAUUUGAAUCAAAUUUACAUUCAACCUCACUUUUUGACAAGAAAAUUUUGGUUUGGACAAAGAAAUAUGCAAAAGUAGAAGAUGUUCCAAAACUAGUACCAUUAGACGUUAUGCAGACUGCAACCAGCCGGCUUCGAAUUCGUAUUGCAAAUUUUCUUCUAAUCGGCACAGUAAUCAUUUUUCUUAUAACGAUAAUCCAAGGUCAGCAAAAAAAGAAAAAAAAAUUAGCUGAGAUGAAGAUUGAGCAAGAUAAUACACGCCGUGAAAUUAUUGCUAACAUGAGAAAUGAGGCAAAAUGAUGCUAACAAUAGUACCAAAACAAAUUGAAUUUAUUUAGUACAUUACAAAUCAUAAUAAAAUGUUGAAAAAUUCAAUAAACAUUAUUUUAUCGAAAAUCGA
This is a messenger RNA of Chelonus insularis, 609 nucleotides long. Its product is annotated as UPF0389 protein CG9231. The record is from RefSeq and is a predicted model, not a curated record. Lineage: Eukaryota; Metazoa; Arthropoda; Insecta; Hymenoptera; Braconidae. The coding region runs from base 90 to 509 and encodes 139 amino acids. The transcript has 3 exons.